This is a messenger RNA of Haliotis rufescens (red abalone), 2373 nucleotides long. Its product is annotated as pre-mRNA-splicing factor ISY1 homolog. The record is from RefSeq and is a predicted model, not a curated record. The transcript is spliced from 11 exons. Bases 83 to 931 code for a protein of 282 amino acids. Gene Ontology annotation, cellular component: post-mRNA release spliceosomal complex; Prp19 complex; catalytic step 2 spliceosome. Gene Ontology annotation, biological process: generation of catalytic spliceosome for second transesterification step; mRNA 3'-splice site recognition. NCBI's taxonomy places the organism in Eukaryota, Metazoa, Mollusca, Gastropoda, Lepetellida, Haliotidae.
CUGUUAAGAAGCAACUUCCUGUAACAUUGAGAGCUGAAAACGUUUUCCGUACACAUUGAUUCUCUGUGGAUUCUUCAUAAAAAUGGCACGUAAUAGUGAAAAGGCAAUGACAACACUUGCCAGAUGGCGAGCGGCACAUUUAGACGGAACGAGAGAAAAGGAAAGACGUCCGUAUUUGGCCUCUGACUGUGAGGACGUGAGUAAGGCUGAGAAAUGGCGCCGGCAGAUCAUAGGGGAAAUAUCAAGGAAGGUGGCCCAAAUCCAGAAUGCUGGUCUGGGGGAGUUCAAGCUGCGAGAUCUGAAUGAUGAGAUCAACAAGCUGCUGAGGGAGAAGGGUCACUGGGAGGACCGCAUCAAGGAGCUGGGGGGUCCAGAUUACAAGAGGACUGGUCCUAGGAUGCUGGACCAUGAGGGGAAGGAGGUCCCAGGCAACAGAGGGUACAAAUAUUUUGGAGCAGCCAAGGAUUUGCCAGGUGUUCGAGAAUUAUUUGAACAAGAACCUCCGCCCCAGCCUCGGAAGACCAGAGCAGAGCUAAUGAAGGAUAUAGAUGCUGAUUACUAUGGUUACCGAGAUGAGGAUGAUGGGAUACUUAUCCCCCAGGAGCAGGAAAUAGAAAAGCAAGGUGUGGCCAAGAAAGUGAGGGACUGGAAGGAGCAGCAGGAGAAGAUCAGUCGCGGGGAAGUGGUGGAGGAGGAUGCCAUGGAAACCGAGGAGGAAAUCUACCUGCCAGAGGAGAUUGAAGAAGAAAUCACAGAAACCCAGAAAGCAGAAGAAACUGCUGAACACUUUAUUGCCCACGUCCCAGUGCCAUCCCAAAAAGAGAUUGAGGAGGCGCUGGUGAUGCGGAAGAAGAUGGAGUUGCUGAAGAAGUACGCGAGUGAGAGUCUCCUUGAGGAGGAGGAGGGUGUGCGACAGAUGCUAGGUGUGUGACCGGGGAGCCACCCGUAGUGCUGUUUCCGCAAACCAUUACCACAUAAAGUGCUGGUGACAAAGUGGUUGCUGAUGUGUCCGACAACAGGCUGCUCCGGCUACCAUGCUCAGGACGUCACCACAAGACAAUCUCAAACCACCAUGAACAUCUUCGCAUUUAAACAUCUGCCUGUUAAUCACCCACUUGUGUCUUGUAUGGAGAGUAGUUUGUCCCGACAGUAACUUCCCUUACAGACAGCUGUAGCCUGACUCACCACAAGUGCAUCUGUCACCAGCAUGCAUUGGUUUGUACAAGCUGAAUGGUGUUCUACUCUACCAAAGGCUUAUUUGCUAGUGACACAUGUAACAUAUUUAUUAGUACGAGUUCACAAGUCACAACCACCAUGAAGAUACAUGUUACAUUUGUCUUCAGCAACCCAUGCUAGUCGUAAUAGGCGACUAACGGGUUUGGGUGAUCGGCCUUGCUGAUUUCGUUGUUGUCUUCAGCAACCCAUGCUUGUCGUAAUAGGCGACUAACGGGAUUUGGUGAUCGGCCUUGCUGAUUUGGUUGUUGUCUUCAGCAACCCAUGCUUGUCGUAAUAGGCGAAUAACAGGAUUGGGUGGUCAGUCUUGCUGAUUUGGUUGAUGCAUGCCAAGUGCGUUUCACUGGCUUGUGUGCUUCAGAAUGGAUUAUUACAGACCGCUGAUCAUAACUUCCAUACAUUAACAUAAACUUACGACUGUCGUAGCGUAUUAUCGCUUUUAUAUGGAACAGGGUCCAGGGCCCCGUUCGACAAAGUGACCUCAGCUACGUCUAUCCUAAGUCGUUAACGUAUGGGAGUUACGAUCGUCGUAGCGCUAUGAUCUGUGUGCGGACAGGUUUCUGGUGGUUAAUUUGUGGCCUUGUCAUAUGGGUAAUUCUUGGUGUCCUUACCAUCAUGUUGUUGAAAUUGUGCUAAAAGUGGUGUGGACGUUGUGUAACAUCAUUCUCCAUACCAUGUUCACCACCCAUGCUUGUUGGCUUCACCAAAAUGGUAAAUGACCUUGACCUGAACCACUGUGGGCUUCCUCCCAUGUCAACUUGAUGAAGCUGACCUGCUGGUGACCCUGUGAUAUAACUGAAAUACUGCUUUGUAAAGUGUUAAAACACUUUGAGAAUCAUCAGACUGAUCUUGUAAGAUGAUGCAGUGAAACCCUUGUUAGUCUGGACCCUCCAUAGACAGGAACCUCCACUAUCUGGACGGUUCGGUUUGGAAUGUCUACAUAUAUUAAAUGUACUGCUCUUUUACAAUGACAAGAGUUUGGACAUUGGUUAAUGCAGACAAAUCUAAGUGGAAUGAUGAUGUCAUGAUUAAAUGGGUUUCACUGUAUGCAGAUGGAUAGUAUUGUGUCGAAAAGUUACAGGGAAACGGGUGGCCCAGUCCUCUAAGGCGGAGCGUUUCGCUGUGCAGAGUUGCGUCCCU